UUUUCUCGUCAUUCGCUCGCAAUGAUGCAAUAGGUAGCAAUAGGAACAUAGGAACUUCUUUAUUACACGUUUACUGACGUCUACAAUCGUGACGUUGACGUAUAUUGACAUAUAUUUUCUAGUCUCCGGUUGUGUCUGUUUUUCUAUAUAAUUGUAUCGCCGUUUACAGCUUUAAUACAGCUGGACAAUAUAUUUGUACUGAAAUAAUUCUGACUACUGUGUGACUGGAUAAAAACAGAUUGAAGUACUUCUCUUGGUUUCUAAGAAUAUUUUAUAAGACAAUAAUUUUCUUCUACGUCUGUUCAUCUAUUAAGCUAUCAAGAUUGCUAACAAAACUAACAAAAUGCGACGUGCCCAUUCAGGGGGUUAUGGCUAUGAGCCAUUACCAAGUACAUCUACUCACAAUACUAUGCAAGAUGAGAACGAAAGGAUGACUGAAAAACUAGGGGAUAAAAUUCAAGCCUUAAAAUCAUUAUCCAUUGAUAUUGGUACAGAAGUAAAAUAUCAAGAGAAAAUGCUAAAAGACAUAGAUGAUGAUUAUGAAAGAACAAGCAGUUCGUUGUUUGGUUCUGUGGCACGUGUUUUGCGUCUGGGAAAAGCAAAACACAAUUAUUAUAUCCUUUACUUAUUUCUUUUCUCUGUAGCGGUAUUUAUCGUAUUGUGGAUAGUUUUAAAGUUUAAAUGAUUCUACACAAGAUUUAUAUAGCUAAGUGAAAUGUAUAUAAAACGUAAUUAAGGUUUCUUAAAUAAGUUAUUCGGUUAGCAUUGAAUUUUACAUUAUAUCGUCAUAAAACUUUACUCUUAUUUUAUAAAGUAACAUAUACAUUGUUAUGCCGUUAUAAAAAAAAUAUUAAUGCAUUAGAGAUAAAGGGGAGGAUGGUAUACUCUUGGAAUAAAGAGAAAUAAAUAUAUUUUUUACAA
Monomorium pharaonis (pharaoh ant) is the source of this 921-nucleotide messenger RNA. It is a transcript of the gene Bet1, whose product is annotated as BET1 homolog. Gene Ontology annotation, biological process: vesicle fusion with Golgi apparatus; endoplasmic reticulum to Golgi vesicle-mediated transport. Gene Ontology annotation, molecular function: SNAP receptor activity. Gene Ontology annotation, cellular component: Golgi trans cisterna; SNARE complex. Bases 344 to 685 code for a protein of 113 amino acids. The transcript is spliced from 5 exons. The record is from RefSeq and is a predicted model, not a curated record. Lineage: Eukaryota; Metazoa; Arthropoda; Insecta; Hymenoptera; Formicidae.